GCGUGCGUCACUCACAGCUGCCGCGGUUUGGUUCCGCGUCCCGGCCCCGCCCUCUCCCGCUCCGGCCGGGAGCUCCCGCCCCUUCCUCAGCGGGGACGACACGUGGCCGGGCCGGAACCUGACCGAGACCCGCCGGGGGACGGAGGCAGUGUGGGUGGGUGGCCAGGAGGCGGCAGCAGAGGCUGGGUGCAGAGCCAGUGUCCCCAUCGGUAGGUUACAUUUUAAUCAAACAAAAAUGGUUUUGAAGAAGAAGAAAGAAAUUCAAGUUGAUGCAUUCGUUCUUGAAUGCCAAGAGCUUGAAACACUUCGGUCAUUUGCAGAUGCUGAAGACCAAAAUCUGGCUUCUCUGCUGUUGCACUGUGUACAGCUGUCUGAUGGCAUCCAUCAAAUCUACUCUAUGAAACAGAUUGUGACAUUAUUGAAGAAGAUGGAUAGAAACUCUGCAUGUAGCCCCAUGAUUAAAUGCUGUUUGGAUAUUAUUGGAGUGAUGUAUUUUUCACUGGGCGCAAAGAAUCCCUUGAAAAAGGUGUUGGCAAGUUCACUAAAUGGCCUUCCUGAACAACUUACGACUGAAGCAGUGCACAGUUUUGUUCGUUGUCUUAAAGAAGAACUAAAAACUACAGACUUAUGCUUGUACCGAAAAGUAAUGGACAAUCUUGCUUCCUGUAUGGAAAACUUCAGCCUAGGUAAAGCAAGUAUUAACAAUUUAUUCAAAGAAGUUCUUCAGUUUCUGCAGAAGUCUGUGCUUGAAAUACAGGAGGAAAACAGAAAGCUUAGUGGAAAUAGUAUUGCUGAAACUCGACUGAUGCAUGAUUUAUUGAUGGCCAUUAAAGUUUCAAUGAUGCUACUACAGAAAGUACAAGAAAAUUUUCAGGGAAGUCUUUGGAAGAAACCUGGUUCUCUUGUUUGGCAAAGUAUGUGUGGUUUACUGAAGAGCUUCUCAAACUUUUUAAUGAAUGAAGGUCUCUUGCCUACUGUUCAGACUACCUCAGGAUUGGCUGUCAUUCUCUUUACUAAGACUAUGUUUGAGCCUGUUGAAAAGUUACCUUGUUUGGUCAGUGACUUGCUCCUCCGCUCAGUGAAAUGUGCUAGUGUACCAGAGUGGUUUGUGAGCAGCUGUGGGUGCCUCUGUACUGAAGAGCUCUCUGAUUCAGUCCUCCUCUUCCUUUGUCAUGGAGCGCUGGCCAUGUUAGAGUGGAAGAAUGGCAGUAUGGGUGAAAAUGGAGAGAAAUUACUCUUAGAUAUUGUGUUGGUUUUGUUAUCUUUGGCUUCACGAUUAAAGGAAUCCAAUAUGGCAGUAUCCUUAUCUAGAAUCUUAGCUAUUUGGACUAAUUCAGCAUUGGAUGUCCUUGAAUCAAGCUCCCAAAAUCUAAAGAGCAGUCUUAAUGGAAACUCCAACACAACUGGGAAACUGCUGGAAUACGUGUACACGCAUUGGGAACAUCCUUUGGAUGCUGUUAGACACCAGGCCAAGUUGAUAUUCAAGAAUAUCCUGCGGAUACACCAAGCCACUCUUAAAGGAUCUGUUGUAAAAUCAGACCCUUUCUUUUCAAUGUUGACAGAGAGCUUGCUAAGUUUAGAAUGGCACGUUAAAGGAAAAUAUGCUUCACUUGGCUGUCUGGUGGAGUGUGUGGGUGUUGAAAAUAUUUUAACAGUGGAUAGAACAAUCCCAGCGCAAAUCUUGGAUGUAAUGGGUGAUCAGUCUCUUGCACCUUAUGCAAGUGAUCUUUUGGAAACCAUGUUUAUAAAUCACAAGAGUCAUCUAAUAUCUGCAUUUCAAAAAAACAUCUGGAUUAACCACUGGCAUGACACAUGGGUAUCUCCUCUUCUUUUAAUAUUGUGUGAAGGAAAUCCUGACCAAACUACUUAUGUAAUAGAUUAUUAUUUACCAAAACUGCUGAAAUGUAGCCCUGACAGUCUGAGCUACAUGAUUAAAAUUCUUCAGGCUUCAGCUGAUGCUAAUAUUGGCUCUUGCAAUACAAGAGGUGCUCUUGGAGCCUUGAUGGCAUGCCUGAGAACAGCUAGAGCUCAUGGACAUUUACAGUUUAGAGAGAUCAUGAGGGAUGGUCUACUAUCAAUUGGAUGUGUAAAGCAAGGUUUAGUUCAUCAGCAUAAUCAGGUUCGCAUUGAUGCUUUAGGUUUGCUUUGUGAAACUCAUCGGAGCACAGAAAUCUUGACUAUGGAGGAGAUGCAGCUAAUUCAGUUUUUUAUUACAUACAAUUUGAACAGCCAGUCUCCUGCAGUGAGGCAGCAGAUUUGUUCCCUACUAAAAAAGUUGUUCUGCAGAAUACAAGAAAGUUCCCAGGUACUUUAUAAACUGGAGCAAAGUAAAACCAAACAAGAGUUAAUUAAAGAAUCAGCUAAAUGGGAUCAUUUUGCAACUUUACAGCAGUAUAAAGAUUUCAUGUCAUCUAUAUGUGACAAACUUUUUGAAGCCCUGUUUCCUGGUUCAUCCCAUCCAACCAGGUUUUCUUCAUUAACUAUUCUGGGAUCAAUGGCAGAAAUAUUUUCUGCUCCAGAAGGUCAGACGCAAGCAGUCUUUCAGUUGGCUCAAGAGAUUGAUCCUACCCGUGUUCAAACGUUAAUCCAGUGUUUUGCCAGCACUUUUGAGGAAGUAAAAGUUUUAGCAUUUGAACUUCUUAUGAAACUACAUGAUAGGUUAGAUUUACAGGAUUCUGAAAAUCUACAUCUCUUAUUUCAGGCAGCCAUGGAUCUUAGCAUAAGUACCAAACCCUAUGACUGUGUUACUGCCUCAUAUUUGCUGAACUUUUUAAUACAUCAUAAAGGGCUACUGAAUGGCUGCUUAAAACAUCAACAGGUUGCACAUACAUUUCAGAUAGAUGAGGAUAUGUCUGCAAGCACCAUGGAAAAGAACACUUUAGCUGUAAUCAAAUAUUUGUUAUCAAACCUCGAGCGAGAAAUAUUCCAAGCUGAAAAGUCUCUGCUGCAAGCAGCAGCUUCGUUCCCAAUGUACGGGAGAGUACACUGUAUAACUGGCGCUUUGCAGCAGUUAUCUUUAAAUAACUUGACCUUGAUGACAGAAUGGAGGCAGAUGGUUACAAAGCUUAUUUUAAUGUCAUACAGACUUUCGUCUGUAGUAUCUCCCAUUGUCCAGAGUUCAUCGCCAGAGGGCCUUAUUCCAAUGGAUAAUGAUUCAGAAACUGCAGGUCAUUUGCAGAUGAUCCUGCAUGAGAUACAGCCACGAGAUACAAAUGAUUAUUUCACUCAAGCAAAAAUAUUGAAAGAACACCACAGAGUAGACUUUGCAAAACUGACUGACAACGAGCCAGUUGAAAAUGUUUGCACAGAAAUUAGAGGUAAAGAAGGGCAAACAUGUGAUGUAACAGCUCAAAUGGUACUAGUAUGUUGCUGGAGAAGUAUGAAGGAGAUAUCCUUGCUUUUAGGGAUGCUGUGUAAACUUCUGCCUUUACAGACUGCGUCUGGAUCUUCUGAUGGGUUAAUAACAGUAGAACAGGUUAAAGAUAUAGGAGACUACUUUAAACAUCAUCUUUUGCAGUCAAGGCAUAGAGGGGCAUUUGAAUUAGCUUAUACUGGCUUUGUGAUGCUCACUGAAAUACUCUCCAGAUGUACUAACGAGAGUCUACGUACAUUGCCACAGCAAUGGUUGUACAAUGUUUUAGAAGAAAUUAAAUCUUGUGAUCCUUCUUCUAAACUAUGUGCAACUAGACGCAGUGCUGGAAUUCCAUUCUACAUACAGGCUUUGUUGGCUUCAGAACCAAAGAAGAGUAAAACAAACUUACUGAAAAUGACAAUGAAUGAGUUAAUAUCUUUGGCUGUACCUGUGAAUGAGUCACCCAACAUAAUCCCUCAGGUUCAUGCUUUAAAUAUCCUGAGGGCCUUGUUUAGGGAUACCCGCUUUGGUGAAAACAUCAUACCUUACAUAGCAGAUGGAAUACAAGCAGCAAUUCUAGGUUUUACAUCCCCUGUCUGGGCAGUGAGAAAUUCCUCCACUCUUCUGUUUAGUACCCUGAUUACAAGAAUUUUUGGAGUUAAAAGAGGGAAGGAUGAAAAUUCCAAAAAAAAUAGAAUGACAGGGAGGGAGUUUUUCUCUCGGUUUCCAACCCUUUAUCCUUUCCUCCUCCAGCAACUGGAAGUUGUAGCCAGGCCUAUGGACAGUGAAACUGGUGAGUUGAAGCUCCAUCCAAGUUUGUUUCUUUUGCUUUUGAUCCUGGGCAAGCUGUAUCCUUCUCCAAUGGAUGGCACUUAUUCAGCUCUCAGCAUGGCACCGUUUGUUCCUUUUAUUAUGAGAUGUGGCCACUCUCCUGUGUAUCGUUCACGUGAGAUGGCAGGUCGAGCCCUUGUUCCAUUUGUUAUGAUAAACCAGAUACCACAUACAGUACAGUCUCUGCUUGCUGGGCUUCCAGAGUGCACCAAUCCAUGUAUACGACAGAAUUCUGUUCAUGGAAUGCUUCUGCAAGUUUUUCACUUGCUGAGGUCCUACUUGGAAUCUAAACACCGGGUUAAUUCAAACCUUCAGCAGGGGCUUGUUGACAUCAUCACUUGUAUAAAAGCCAAAGUGUGGUUGGCCAAGAGGCUGAAUCCUUGUUUGGUGACCAGAGCUGCAUAUCUUGAUGUCCUUGUUGUGCUGAGUGAUUAUCUUGGGAAAUCUAGAAGAAAAGGAAUAGAGUUAUUUGGCUUUUGGGAGGAAAUAAGUAAGGUUAUCUCAGCUUCUGAGCUGAUGACAGGUAUCCACUACUUCUCUGCGAUACCAGGAUUCACACAGUAUCUUCAGAGUAUCACCAAACUUGUAAUCUCUGUGCUCUCAGUGGCUGCAGAUCCUGACUUCUCAAACAGUAGUUCACCUGUUGCAGAGCAAAUGAUGAAUCCUUCUUCAAUGGUAGUUCACUUGCUUCAAUCUGACUUUCACGAAGUGCGUCUGCCAAUGUUGGAAGCAGUGCUGCUAUGGUGGAAGCAGGUAAAUUCUAAGCAGGCUACAGAGGAAAAGAUAGGUCCAUUGUCCUUACUUUCUGAUUUGGAGGUGACUCUUCUUAGGAUGGCUAUGAAGGAAAAGCAUCCAGAAUGUUUUUGUAAGGUCCUAGAAAUUCUUCAUUGUAUGGAUCUCAGAAACGUGCUUCCAAGGACAGAAGAUUCUAUAAAAAUGAAUCCAAAAGAGUUCGUAAACUGGGCUAUGAAUAUCAUAAGUGCCUCUGACAGCAUUAAAAUUCAAAGUGUAGCUCUCAAAUUAGCCUCAAAGUUGGUCACCCAUCUUGUACAGAAUUGCCAAGAGGUUAUGGAAUCUGAAAUGAGACAGUGGAUUCAGUUAGUAACUUCUUGUUGUGGAGAUGAGGAACAAACAGAUAUACGAUUGGCAGCUGCAGAAGUCCUCGUAAAUAUUACACCACUUUUCCUGACCAAUCAGAAACUUAUCCUUGGUCUCUCCAGUACACUUGCCAUGUGGAAAUGCGUAGUUCUGCUGUUGCAGAGUGAAGAGCUGAUAGUAAGGGAUACAGCUGCGGAUGUCAUAAGGGUGGCCCAGUCUCAAAGCAAUAUCUGUAACAAAACAGAGUUUGCCUUUCGUGUAGUAAAUGCAUCCAUGGCCUUGGAUUUAGCAUUUGGCAUACUGUGUGAGCUGCUUCAGCAGUGGAAUCAAACCAGUGCUGGUGUCCCAGUGUUACUGGAGUGGCUGCUGGGAGAGGAUGAGCAAAAAAAAGAUUUGGAGACUACAACACUGAUGGAAGAUGACAACCUGUUUAAUAAAGAGGAAGUGAAUUUUUGGGCAGAGACGCUGACUAACGUCAGACAGCUUAGUAAACAUCUGUUCUUGCUCAUACCAGCCACUCGCUUAAAUUCGCCAGAUCAAGGAGAAUUCCUUCGAUUGGCAAGAAGAGCAUCUGAUCAAGCGAAGCUUGUUACACAGCUUCUUAAAGAGCUACCUCCAACUCCAGAAUUUUCCAAAACUGUGGAAUUCACAAGAUUAGCCAUUCAGAACGAAAGAAUAUCAACUUGCCUUAAGAUAUUAACCUUGCUUGAACUUGAUGAUGCUUGCAAGAACAAAGAAAAUCCUGAAAAAUGAAACACCGGCAGCUUGUCCUGUGCUGGUUGUAUACAUUUUACUACAUUGUGAACAAAGAGUUGAAUUCUCUCUAGGUUUGGGCGGGAUAUAUUUGUUUAAUGACUGUAGUAAACGUUUUUAAUAGUACAUGCUAAAAACACAUUUUUCAUGAAUCCAUUGAAUCUUUGUCAGACUUGCUGUAGGAGAAUAUUUUUUUAAUGCAUUUACUAAUUUCAUUCAGACCAGCAUAGUUUAUUGGAGCUACUGUAGGACGCAAAGCAGCUAACCUUAAUAUUUUCCAUUCAUCCAGGUGCAGGCCACCUGCAAAUCUGGUGUGUUUUAUCCCACAAGUUAUUCCUCCUCUACUCCAAUGCCAUAAUUCUUGACUUUGUUUUUCCUUUUGUCAGCAUAUAGCAAUUCUUAACAUACUCAGAGUAUUAACCAGAUACUAUUUUAUUUUGAUCUUUUUAAAAACUGUUCUUAAAAAAAAAUAUUGACUUCCUUUGCUUGCCCAUUCCUGAAUCAGAGUUUUUAACUUCAUUUAACUUCAUUCCAUUUUUAACCAGGGGGGAAGUAAAGGAGCCUGAUUUUUAAAGGUGACCUCUUGUUUUGCAUGUGCAAAUAGAUGUGUAAGUGCUGCCUAAUUGCUCCUGCAAAGAAAAUAGGUAUCAGAGUGCUAAUAUUUUUGCCUUCAAACCAGAGGCUGGGUUUGAAGCCCUUUCCAGAAUGAAGACCACUGUGUUCAAAAUAAAAGUAUAAGGUCAUACUUCCUCACUUAGAGUAUGCUUUACUCUGUAAGUAAGGUGUGAGUAAAGAUAGCAGAAUCAGGCCUUUACAAAAUAGAGCAAAUCUGAUAGCAACCUUCUGAUGGUGAUCAGAAUAAUUUUAUUUUGACAUUACUGUCUGUUUUAGGAGAUUUGGAAUAUAGCAAUGUGUUGUCUCAAAUCAUCAAAACAGAUCUGGAGUUCUCUUAUUUAUGUGUGCUUUGUAGAUUUCUCUUUCUGAAUUCUUGAAUUUGGUUCCCAGAUAAUAACAAGUUCAAAUAAAUAAUUAAAAAGA
This is a messenger RNA of Mauremys reevesii (Reeves's turtle), 7072 nucleotides long. RefSeq names its product THADA armadillo repeat containing (gene THADA). Gene Ontology annotation, cellular component: cytosol. NCBI's taxonomy places the organism in Eukaryota, Metazoa, Chordata, Testudines, Geoemydidae. The record is from RefSeq and is a predicted model, not a curated record. The transcript has 38 exons. Gene Ontology annotation, biological process: tRNA methylation. Bases 236 to 6034 code for a protein of 1932 amino acids.